AGUUACUGCUAACAUUAUAUUUAUGACCACACAAAUGUGCGUUAGUGGUCGGCGGGGCCGAGUAAUGCGAUUUAUUUCGAAAUACUUCUGCCUCAAAUACGGCAGCUCCCUGGAGACUACUGAAAGUCUGCGGUCCUCGCCUACACGCUCUCAUUGUCUAUUCUGUAGGCUUGUGCCGAGUUGUUUCUAAUCCCGUUUAUUACAAUUUUCCAGAUGAAGCAGCGCACUGUACGUAUUACUGCGAAACUCUUUAACGGCGGCCAGGCAGGCAAGAUUCUCAAUCCUUUUUAUGUCAGAGUGUUCUAAAUUGAGCUGAAGGUUCGGACACCUGUUCAGAUGUGUCACAGACUCAGAGAAACAUUGCAAGCAGUCAUUCAGAACAAACACCAGCCUUUGCCUACGAGUGCGUAAUUUAGAUAUAAAUGUCAUCCUCACGAGAAUCGGGAAUCAAAUCUGUCUCUCUCAGGGAGCUGGAAAAUAUUAUGGACAAUUGCAAAUUGGACCUGACCCAGAUAGAUGAAGUGUGGCCCAACCUUUACAUAGGAGAUCUAACAAUAGCUCAGAAUAGAGGUAUGUUACAGAAAAUGGGCAUCACUCAUGUUUUAAAUGCUGCCCAUUCUAAACAAGGCAGCAUAGGAGACCAGAUGUUCUAUGGAAAGAACAUAACAUACAAAGGAAUAGCCGCUGAGGAUUCCUUAGACUUUGAUCUAAGUGAACACUUCAAAGAGGCUGCACAUUUUGUUAAUAAAGCUCUCAAAAAGAAAGAUGGAAAGGUCUUGGUCCAUUGUAUUAUGGGAGUAAGCAGAUCAGCGACCUUGGUGUUAGCCUAUCUCAUGUUGUAUCAACAUCUUUCACUCCUUGAUGCUGUACAAAAAGUUAUUCAAAGAAGACCAAUUUGUCCAAAUAAGAAUUUUUUAAAACAGCUUCUUAAUCUGGAUAAUCAUUUGCAGGGCAAAAGGAAAAUUUGUUCAGCUGGCAGCUCCAGCCUGGUGGACGACAAAGGAUACCCCAAUGAUAACAAAAACGCCAUUUUUAAAAAAAUGAUCCCCUUUGGUGCAUCAAUGCAUAAAAGUCUACAACUAGCCCAUGGAGGUCUGAAGUUUGCCAGUGGAGAUUCCCAGCCAACUAAUACCGAUCUGCAGCUGACCAAUGUGGGUCUACAAAUGACUAAUAAAGGUCUGCAGCUGGAUAAUGGAGGCCUGCAGCUGGCUAAUACAGAUCUGAAGCUGUCCAAUAAAGGUCUGCAACUAGUAACACCUAAAGGAGUGCUUAUAAAGGAAGUUCAUAAUAAUUCUACAUCAUUAAUACGACCAUUCAUCCAGGUCUAUCUCUACAGGGAACAGAAAACAGGAAAAAAGAUGUUGGCUUUUAAUGACUCAAGAACAUUUAUCAGGAAAGACCAUCCUGCCUACAAAACACCAGCUGUUCCAGACCUGCAGAGGCUGCUGUGGGUGCGAGGCGGAGGGAGUGGACAUGUGGACCAAGUGUGGCCUAAACUCUACCUUGGAGACGCCUGGGCUGCAAAGGACAAGAGGAUGCUGCAGUCACUUGGUGUCACUCAUGUUCUGAAUGCUGCUCAUGGAAAAUACAACAUCUGCACUGGAGAAACCUUUUACCAAGAGAUGAAAAUAACCUACUUUGGAGUAGAAGCUUUCGACAGUCCUUCAUUUGAUAUCAGCCCCUUCUUCUAUUCUUCAGCUAAAUUCAUCAAGGAGGCUUUGAGCACCCCUGGUGAUAAAGUAUUUGUCCAUUGUGCAAUGGGGGUCAGCCGAUCUGCCACUCUGGUGCUGGCUUUCCUCAUGAUCUGCGAGAACAUGACCCUGGUGGAUGCCAUCAAGACGGUGAGUGAACACAGGAAUAUCUCUCCCAACAGCGGAUUUCUCGAUCAACUGCGAGAACUGGACAUGCGCUUAAACGAACGAAGAUAAUGACUGAGCUCCUCUUUAACGCUUGUCUACAGUGUGUAAUAUGAGGGCGGUCUUUGCCUAAAAUGUUUAUGUUUGUAUUUGUAAUGAUGGGCCGAGUAUCACCAAAGCCUCCCGACUCACAAUAAAGGCUGCUAACCACUUAAUGCACAAUUA
Messenger RNA from Polypterus senegalus (gray bichir), 2081 nucleotides. RefSeq lists its product as uncharacterized. The record is from RefSeq and is a predicted model, not a curated record. Gene Ontology annotation, cellular component: cytoplasm. Lineage: Eukaryota; Metazoa; Chordata; Cladistia; Polypteriformes; Polypteridae. The transcript has 10 exons. The coding region runs from base 423 to 1928 and encodes 501 amino acids. Gene Ontology annotation, biological process: protein dephosphorylation; negative regulation of MAPK cascade. Gene Ontology annotation, molecular function: MAP kinase phosphatase activity; protein tyrosine/serine/threonine phosphatase activity.